This is a messenger RNA of Melanaphis sacchari, 1070 nucleotides long. Its product is annotated as spermatogenesis-associated protein 22-like. The transcript has 4 exons. The record is from RefSeq and is a predicted model, not a curated record. Bases 538 to 1062 code for a protein of 174 amino acids. Gene Ontology annotation, biological process: meiotic DNA repair synthesis; gamete generation; homologous chromosome pairing at meiosis. NCBI's taxonomy places the organism in Eukaryota, Metazoa, Arthropoda, Insecta, Hemiptera, Aphididae.
AUUUAAUUUGAACUUGAACAACUUAACUAGUAACAGUAACUACUAUAACGUCUAUAACUAGUUUACACUUGUUUACAAUGGCACGCGCCGAAUUAUAAUUACUACAAUAUUGUCAUAACUUAAUUUCUAAUUUAAUCAAUAUUCAAUAGGUGAAUACUGAAUAGAUCAUCUGUUCUGUGUUAUUACCAUGCAAUUUUAAGUUGAACUGACUAAAAAUUGUGUGUGAACUUAUUAUGUUCACGACGAACAGUAGCCAAGAGCAGAACAUGAAAAAAGUACUAUAAAUUAUAAUUUUCCGAUUGGUACUUAUACCAGUUUAGAGCCUCAAAUUCCAACAAUAUACAGGAAUCGAGGGUCUUGAGUUCUUUACGACAUUACAAUUUGUUGUAUUAAAAUAGUAUUACUUCAAAUAUUUUAUCAUCACCGUCGUCGGCUUUAAGUCGGUGCGUCCGAAAGAACGUACAUUCACCGAGACUCAAUUUACAGCUCAGCUGCUAUAGUUAAACAUUCCUUCGGGACACACUACGAAUCGCGAUAAUGGAUUCUUCAACGAGUGGCUAUACUAGUUCCAGUAAUCGCCAUCAUCCCUAUAGCCGAAGCUUAGAAACGCAAGCAAAGUCCACAUUGACAUUGUCUACUUCUAAUACUGCUCAAAAUAAUAGCAACAAGUCUAAUGAUGAAGACAAAAAGCUUUUUGUUGGAAGUGUCAAACAAGUGGCACGUUGGAGCCGAUUGUUAUCGUUUUUGGAACAGACCAAAAUUAUUUACCAAGUAUUCGGAAUUAUGGAUUCUGUGAUAACUGGCAGUAAUAAGUGCGAAAAAAUGUUUUGUUUACGAAGUGAACAUAAAAAAUCUGUAAUAGUAUGUGUAUUUUAUGAAAUAGAUAGAAAAAUGCCUAAUAUAUCUAAGGGAGCAUUAGUUUUGUGUACUGGCCAUGUAAAAGGAAAAAAUAAAUUGCAAGUAUUCACUAUUCGAGAAUUACAUGAAGACAAAAAUUCAUUUGAUAGAAUAUCUUUAGUUAGCCAUUGGACAAUUAAUGAUAUUUUAAUACAUAAGGAGUAGUAUUAUUA